UGCAGUAGUGCGGUCCUGAAUCAGUGCGGAUGAGGCCAGUGUGAAAGGUGUCGGGUGUCAGAGUUAAGCUCCAGCAGUAGGGAAGUGAGAAGCACUUCCUACUUCCUCACACACCACUGUAUAAACGCUGCUGCUCGGAGGGUCGAAUGCGGAAAAUAAUGUAGUUCUGAAAGAGAGAGAGAGAGAGAAAAGAAAAAAACCGACGCGGACAACUUUCGAGUCUUAAUAAACAAGGCCCGAGUUUGAGGAAGGCUCGCGGGGAAUGCGCGUGGAGGACGGCGGCUGUGUGCGGGGUGAAGCGGACCGAGCGGCUCGGAUGGCGGCGCGCGUGCGGAGCUGAGCUGAGUGACGAGGCGACUUCACACACCGGGCCUCGCAACUUCUGAAAGUUGUCCAGGACGAAGAAAAACCAGGCGUCGACAUGAAGAAGCAGUUUAAUCGCAUGAAGCAGCUCGCCAACCAAACGGUUGGAAGAGCGGAGAAGACAGAAGUCCUUAGUGAUGACCUUUUGCAGAUCGAGCGCCGCAUGGAGAAUGUGCGGUUGGUCUCGCAUAACGUGCACAAGAAGAUGGUGUCAUGUCUGCAGGGUCAUGUUGGAACCGAUGUGGAAAAGAGACACAAAAAGCUGCCUCUGAUGGGCCUCUCUCAGGCCAUGGUGGAUGGAGGGGGUCAGUUAGGAGAAGAGUGCAUGAUUGGGAAGAUGAUGGAAGCUUGUGGAGAAGCUGAAAGUAAGCUUGCCUUUGAGCAAAGCCAGCAUGAAGUCCAGCUUGAAAGGGACAUCCUGGACCCACUCAACCAGCUAGCAGAGGUUGAAAUCCCCAAUAUCAUGAAGCAGAGAAAGCAGCUGGCUAGGCUUGUCCUGGAUUAUGAUUCGGCAAGAGCGAGAUAUCAGCAGGCGAAUAAAGCAAUUCUCACAGCCACAAACAACCAGGCAAUGACUGCUAAAGCUGACUUGUGUAAAGAAGAGAUGGAUGAAGCCCACAACAAAGUAGAGAUCUGUAAGGAUCAGCUGGCUGCUGACAUGUACAACUUCUCUUCAAAGGAGGGAGAGUAUGCACAGUAUUACGUCAUGUUGUUAGAAGCCCAAGCUGAAUACCAUAGAAAGUCUCUGGCUUCCAUUGAAAGCGCCCUGCCCACUAUCAGAUCCCAGCAAGAGACAUGGAUGGAGAAGCCAGCAUUUGGUACAGCACUUGAGGAGCAUCUUAAGCGAAGUAACAGGGAAAUUGCUUUGCCUAUAGAGGCCUGUGUGAUGAUGCUGUUGGAAACAGGCAUGAAAGAGGAGGGAUUGUUUCGUAUUGCUGCAGGAGCUUCUAAACUUAAGAAGCUUAAAGCGGCUCUGGAUUGUUCAACUUCUCAGCUGGAGGAGUUUUACUCUGACCCACAUGCUGUAGCUGGAGCCCUGAAGUCUUACCUGAGGGAGCUUCCUGAACCGUUGAUGUCCUUCCAGCAGUAUGAUGAGUGGAUUCAAGCCUCAAAUAUUUCAGAUCCAGAUAAGAGAUUGCAGGCAUUGUGGGUAACAUGUGACAAUUUGCCAAAGGCCAACAAGGCUAACCUGAAAUAUCUGGUAAAGUUCCUUGCCAAGCUAGCUCAGGAGAGUGAGGUCAAUAAGAUGACCCCUAGCAACAUUGCCAUUGUACUGGGACCAAACUUGCUGUGGGCCAAAACUGAAGGGACUCUUGCUGAGAUGGCAGCUGCUACCUCAGUCCAUGUGGUGGCUAUAAUUGAGCCUAUCAUUCAGCAUGCAGACUGGUUUUUCCCAGAUGAUGUGGAGUUCAAUGUGUCGGGCAUGUUUGCGAUGCCCACUGGCCCUGUGCACCAGCUCGUGUACCCUGCUACCCCCGAACCUGAAUAUGCCUCUAUAGACCGCAGACGCCCAGGCAGCCAGGGGGCGCCAGAAAUAGAGACCCCCCGCAAAGACAGCCCCGCUAGCAAACAUCCGGAGCAUGCACCUCGUAGAACUGGCACUCUAAAUAGAAAGCAGCAGCAGCAGCAGCACACCUCUCCAGCCUUCCAGCCCCCUCUCCCUCCAGUGGAGGCAGGGGGGGUCCCAGCGUCCGAGGCCCCCUCUCAGUCAGCUGUAGGGGGCUCGGAGGCUGGUGCUAUAAUGUCUCAGAACCAGCAGCCUUUAAACCAGCAGCAAUCUGCUGAGGAGAGCAGUAGUGGUGUGCGAGAGCCAGCCUCUACACCUCCCCCCCUGAGAAAUGGUCCUGGAGGCCCCAGUGGUACACUUGGUCAGCUGAGUGUGGGGAUGGCAACAACUUCUACCAAGGGCCCCAGUCCGCACGUGGUGCGCAGGGGCACAAAGAAACAGGCUCCUGCACCACCUAAAGUGGCUCCCAACCCCUCUUCCUCUGCAACUACACCACUGAAAGCCACACCUCCCUCCUCUACACAGGCCCAGAACCAAAACCCAGCUUCAACUCCCUCCCAUCCUGUAACCCUACCUCGCCGCCACUCUGGUAACCAGAUGCCCAUCCAAGCCCCAAGUCACCCUCCUCCUCAGCCUCCACAGAAUGCAGCAGACCCGGAUCCAUCCCCUCCUAAUAGCCCCACUCCUCCUGACACUCCCCCACAUGACUCCGCCAACUCUGGUUCUUUGUAUCGCCCUCGGCCAGUUCCCAGACCACGACCUAGACCCAGUGUACCACCACCGCCCCAGCCUCCAAACGAGGGCACUAACGGAGUGUGCUCUUCAGCCUCCAAGAUCAUUACAGACGUGGGCGUGACAUUGAAGGCGCCUGGGCGGCUCCUUGUCCCAAAUAUAGCUGUGGAACAGUCUGUGACUACGCCCCCUGAUGCUGAGACCCAAUCAGAGAGCACCAUCCUUUGAGUAGGAGGAGGAGAUGAAACCCCUUCUUCUCAUGCAUUCAAUCAAUCACUCCCUUUAAUGCUGUUUUGCGGCAGAGCGUAGAUCUGCAGACAAUCCUGGCACUCCGGCAUCUUCUAGGCACCGAGGGAGUUUUUUAGACGCUGUUACUGUUUCAACAUUGCUGUCAUAUUGAAGCUUGAGGUAAGCGAUGAACUUGCUGUAUACUGUACCAAUAUCACACAAACUGUAACGUCACUAUCUCGUGCCAGAACGGUUCCAGAUGCUUCGGCUUUAAUUUUACAAAUAUGUUUUUGUGUGUGUGUGUGUGUGUGUGUGUGUGUUUGUGCUUUUGAGUUGUUUUUUAUGUGUAUUAUGACUUUGUGGAUGUUUUACCGGGCAUAAUUGUAAGGGAAGAGCAAAAACAACAAACUUUACUGUAUGUAAACGAGGUUCUCAUUCACACGCCAAAUUCUGUGUGUGCUUCUUCGUAUGAAUAGUAACAUCAUGUCUUAUUCCUGUCAGCCAUCUUUAUUUUGAACUCUGAAAGCGCAGGAUAUCGUUUUGAGUACUUAAGAGACCAAAAAACCUGUUAUAGGAAACUUGAUUGGAAUUGCCAUACAUAUGUAAAUGCAACAUGUGGCUAAAUAUCAAGUAUUAAUUUUUUUUUAGUAAUUUUAUUCCUGUGGUGCAAUAUUGAUUUGAUAGUUUGUUUGUUUUUUUCCCCUUACAUUGAGACAAUCACUAUAUCAACAUUGUAAUAAAAAUGAAUAAAAUUGUGAUGUUGCACAGGGUUUGAUUAAAUGGACCAAAUAAUAACAUACAGCAAUAAAACAGUCACAUAUCUGUUAAACAUCAUUGAAAUACAUGGACAUGAGGUUUUAAUAUUCAUUCCGGCUGUCUGUAUUUCUAAUUAUUUUUGCAUUCCUGGAAAUGUAAAUACAAUGUUCAACUAGUUGCAUAUUUCAGGGGAAAAUGCUAUUACAAAAAUGUCUUUCAAAAAUGACUCAAUUCCCAGUAAAUUUGAUUCAGUUGUAAAUGUGUCCUUUUUUUUUUUUUGCAUAUUUUGUUGGUAAUUUUCAAUAUUCAUUUUGCAAUGUUAAUUUUGCUCAUUUUCGCAAUCAGUGUGAAGAGGUGAAUGGUUUGGUUACGCUCAGGAAAUAGCAACCUAGAAAGCAAGUCCUUCAUAUAAUUACUGACAGUUUUUUUUUUCCAUCAAGCUACUUAUAAAUGACUUUAAAGACUUGUAAAUGCUGAUUUGUAUUUUUGUUCCACUUUUUUUUUCUUUCUUUUAUACUAUGUGCACCUUUUCUGCAGCUGCGCUGUUCUGCACAUCUCUCAAAGCAAAGAUACUCCAGUGUAUUGUACUGAUUACUGCUGUAUUUCCUACACAGCAAGUUGAAUGAUAUACAAUUACCUAAUAAAAAUGCCAGGCAAUAAAGAAAAUAAAAUUUCUGUUCAAAACAUA
Molecule: messenger RNA, 4274 nt
Organism: Clarias gariepinus (North African catfish)
Lineage: Eukaryota; Metazoa; Chordata; Actinopteri; Siluriformes; Clariidae
Gene: arhgap17b
Product: Rho GTPase activating protein 17b
Exons: 20
Coding region: 422-2830 (802 amino acids)
Biological process (GO): positive regulation of GTPase activity; regulation of actin cytoskeleton organization; signal transduction
Cellular component (GO): cytoplasm; intracellular anatomical structure; cytosol
Molecular function (GO): GTPase activator activity; protein binding
Source: RefSeq, a predicted model, not a curated record